AUGGAAAAUAAACCACAAAAAGAUAUUUUUGAAGACAUGAGACCAAAAUUAAAACCUAUUGAAAACAGUGAUAGAAGAAAAAGAUUAUAUGUUAUUCAAUUAAAUAAAAUGCUUGUUGAACAUUUUAAAAAAGGAAAUAAUCUUAAUGAUUCAAUUGGACUUAAUCAAUAUGGUGAAUUAGUAGAAUUAAGUAUAGAAGAUGAACAAACAAAGAAAAAGUAUGAUUUAUUUAAAACACAAUGUAAAGAUCCAAUUUUUAUUCUUAAACAAACAAACCAAGCAUUUAAAAAUUAUGGAAAAUCAGAAAUGUAUUUAAAACCAAUAGUUAGAAGAAAUGAUAUUAUAAUAAAACAACAAAAACCAAAAUUAGUCAUUAAUGAUGAAAGUUCAGAAGAUGAAAUUCCACAUAAACCAAUUAAUAUUUAUAGAAAAAGAGAAGAUAUUAUUGUUGAUAAAAGAGUUAGAAUGAAUGAAACUGAAUUAACAGAUAGAAUAUUAGCAAUGUUUAAGAUUAAACCAACAUAUACAUUUAAUAUGUUAAACUUAGAAUUAAAACAACCAGAACAAUAUUUAAAAGAACAACUUAAAAAGAUUUGUGAUUUAGUUCAAUCACCAACAUCAAGUAUGAAAGAAUAUCAACUUAAGAAAGAUUAUCAAUAA
Molecule: messenger RNA, 660 nt
Organism: Entamoeba nuttalli P19
Lineage: Eukaryota; Evosea; Mastigamoebida; Endamoebidae
Exons: 1
Coding region: 1-660 (219 amino acids)
Biological process (GO): transcription initiation at RNA polymerase II promoter; transcription by RNA polymerase II
Cellular component (GO): transcription factor TFIIF complex
Source: RefSeq, a predicted model, not a curated record